Molecule: messenger RNA, 1100 nt
Organism: Dinoponera quadriceps
Lineage: Eukaryota; Metazoa; Arthropoda; Insecta; Hymenoptera; Formicidae
Gene: Pef
Product: peflin
Exons: 4
Coding region: 263-802 (179 amino acids)
Biological process (GO): COPII vesicle coat assembly
Molecular function (GO): calcium ion binding
Source: RefSeq, a predicted model, not a curated record
AUUAAUCGAUCGGUCAAUUUCUUAUGGCUCGUGGGUUAUACCUGACGUAGGUUCAACUGCAUGAAUCCUUCUGUGUAAAUCCAAGUGGGAGUAUUUUUGUUCGCAACGCUACCAAGAAUCAUGGAGAGUUUUUGCUAAUUGAUGUGCGAGGAGAAGUUUCUAUUCAACAGUUAAUUGCAAAUAUAAAAGUACCCCGAUAUUUACGUCACAAGAAUCAAGAUUUCCUCCAGUUUUCGAAGUACAUUCCAGAAGAAAAAACACGAUGUACGGCUCUACUGUUGCCGGAUCCGAGAUAAAUCCUGACAUUCAGCGAUGGUUCUCCACGGUGGACAAAGACGGGAGCGGGCGAAUAACAGCCACAGAAUUACAGGCUGUAUUGGCUAAUGGCCAGGGUGGCCAUUUUUCUGACACAGCGUGUAAAUUAAUGAUCGGUAUGUUUGAUAAGGAAAAGAACGGUACAAUAAACGUGUCAGAAUUUCAAGCUCUCUUCAAUUACGUGAACGCCUGGCUGGGUGUUUUUCGUGGCUUUGACCACGAUAAUUCGGGCAGUAUACAAGAGAAUGAAUUAAGCGCAGCUCUGACGCAAAUGGGUUACAGACUCAGCGCAGAGUUCAUCCAAUUUCUUAUAAAGAAGAGUGAUCUCCAGGGUCAUCGGUCCAUUACUAUCGAUCAAUUCAUAGUGUUAUGUGUUCAAAUACAAAGGUUUACGGAGGCGUUUAGAUUAAGAGACGCGGAUCAAAGUGGAACAAUUACCAUCGGAUUCGAGGAUUUCCUGGGAGUGGCUCUUAAUUGCAGCAUAUAACGCCUAUGUAUUUCAGCAACAAGAUUACAAAAUACUUUUAUCGCUUGUACAAAAAAGAAUUGUAGAUAUAGCUUGCAUUGCAAGUAGUAUUUUUCUAUCUCAGGAAAUGAUGUGAAAAAUGAUUUAUAUAUAAUUUGUAAUCAGACCCACACAUAUAAUUUACUUACAAAUUUCUCCCUCCUUUUUUCCAUGGGUUUGUGGCCCAGGCAGGUUUUAUUUAGGCUUAAUUUUUUAAUUUAAUUAUGUAAUAACGUCUCUUUAAAUAAGAUUACUAAUAAACAUAAGCGUUUAAACCGUA